Molecule: messenger RNA, 1388 nt
Organism: Ahaetulla prasina
Lineage: Eukaryota; Metazoa; Chordata; Lepidosauria; Squamata; Colubridae
Product: heat shock protein 30C-like
Exons: 1
Coding region: 74-616 (180 amino acids)
Biological process (GO): response to heat; protein refolding
Molecular function (GO): protein folding chaperone
Source: RefSeq, a predicted model, not a curated record
GGAGGCAGAACAUACAGCAGCUCUCAGCAUAUAGAGACACACCGGGCUCAGCUUAUUCAAAAGAGAGACCAAGAUGCUGUGCAGACUCCACCUUGCAGGCCCUCAGAGCCCCCUGCGAAGCCGAGGUUUAUGGCCCCGGACCGCUUCGCUCUUUGAAGAGCUGGAGCGUGAGAUGGACUCUAUGUGGGAGCUCUUGACCAGCAACUGGCGGCCCACGGCCAGCAGCAUGGUCAGUCAAGAAACUAUCCACCGCUUGGAGACACCAAGCACCAGUGACACCUUUGCAGUGACUCAAGAUAUGGCUGGAUUUGACCCCCAGGAACUGGUGGUGAAGCUGGUAGGGGAGAAAGUGGUUCUGACGGGCAGGAAGGCCAGUGAGAUGCCCAAUGGACCGUUCCGCUAUGAGAUCUUCCGCAGGGCGUGGGACGUGCCUCAGACCGUGGACCGAGAUCGGCUCAGCUGCUCCAUCUCCAGCGACGGCCAGCUCCGCAUCGAAGGUCCUGUGACGGAAUCGGCCAUGAGGACGGUGCCCAUUGCAGUCAACCGAGUGAGAAAUGAACCUCAGCCAGCAGCUGAAGAAUCCACACCCGCAGAAGAGAGCCGGGCUCAAGGAUGAAGGAGGCUGGAUGGAAGAGACUUUUUAAGAACUGCAUUGCUGGAAAGCAUGAAGAAAUGUGCUAAUAAAUAUUUUAGAUAUGGAAUUAAACGCCCUGGGGGGCUAAUCAAAUGAACUGGUGGGGGGAAAGAGGGGGGUGGAUAGCAGGCUUGGAGAGAAUUGUUUCAUUUACUAGAAUUGUCAUGGAAAGAAUUUGUGAUGAAGAAUAAUUAAAGGUGGAAUUAAGUGAUGUGUAGAAGUUGGUCAGUCUUGGUAAAAGGGUUUUGGAAAGAAUGGCUCUCAGUCCAAUAUUUAUAUUUUUGCUGCUCAGUUAAAAGUUUGUCAGCUUUUUCUUUUUUAAAAAAAGUUUUUUUUAAUCAGCUUUGUAAACAGUUUUAUCUCCUGAAUCGACCAGUCUCAUUUAAUUUAAUUUGCUUUUGGGAUAAGAACCUGCUAAGAAAGUCUUUAUAGAAUGCAGAUGGGAAGAAGUCAAAAAGGGGUUUACUUUAGUUAUUGAGAAGAAAAAAAUCAGAAUUGUCUCAUUGCUUUCGCCCAACAUCUUUCCUUUGCCAACAUAGACAAUACAGUACUGAAGCAGUUAGCAAUGGAUAAGAUUUCCCUGAAGGGUAAAUUGAGAAACAGAUUUAUACCACAAAUUUGAACCUUAGGUGUCAGAUGAAUAUUGGAGAUUGUCUGAAUGUAAAGUGGGGAUUCUCUGUAUGUUUAAGCAGGACUUUGCUAAGGGGAAUCCAUUUCCUGAAAAAGCAAAUAAAUAAAUAUAUAUAUUUCUCUU